AUGGGAUCCUGGGCUCCCGAACGUCUGCUCUGGGGCAGAGAUUUCAACUCAAGAGGUACAGUUUCCGAGGGAAGGCUCUCCUCUGCUUCGGCCGAGGAGCAGCUGCGAGAUUUUGCGGUGCAGAACUACGAGGAAGCUGUCUCUGCCGCUCUGAAGAAUUGUUUGUGGCUGAGGGUUUCUGGCUGCUCGCAUGGCAUGGCUCGUACUGGUACCGCUGCUCCGAUCUGUUUGUUUCAAACGCUAUACAUCUUUGCAAGAACCGGGGGCUGGGUGCCGUUGCUGUCGUGCAUCAGAGCCAGGCCGAUGGCGGGCCUGCAGAUGCGAAGCGUGCGCGGGAGCUGCUGGCCUCCUCCCCAGCAGGGAGGGCUUCGCCUUGCGCGGCUGCGCAUGCGCAUGCGCAAGACUCAGAGCGGAGAUGCCGCAUUCUCGCAGACCGCGGGGCUUUGCCUCGAUGCCUUGGCCCAGUUCGGCGCCGUCUCAGCGCCACUCGGCGGCGCUGAAACGGAAAGAAAGACACGAGUCUGGACGCUUAAGAGGGGACUGCAAGUGUCGCCUAGGCCGAGUCUCAAGGAGAGGCCCGGGCGUCCUGCAGUAGAUGCCCCUUGA
Symbiodinium sp. CCMP2592 is the source of this 606-nucleotide messenger RNA. The record is from the annotation of a GenBank genome assembly. Lineage: Eukaryota; Dinophyceae; Suessiales; Symbiodiniaceae.